CCAGUAAUCAAAACUGCUAAAGCUCAGUGGUGGUAUCUUACCAGAAUUGAUCACUGGAACAAUGAGAAGGAACGUCUCGUUCUCAUCACGGAUUGGUCCCUCCUGAUCUGCAAAUACAACUUCAUCAGCCUGCAGUGCCAGCACGUGACGAGGAUAGCCCUCAGCGCGGUCGAUACCAUCUCUGUAGGCGAGUUUGAGUUCCCACCUAAAUCUCUGAACAGGCGAGAAGGUAUCGGUAUUCGAAUUCAGUGGGACAAGCAAAGUCGUGCCUCCUUCAUAAACAGAUGGAACCCAUGGUCCACAAACAUCCCGUACGUCACCUUCACCGAACACCCCAUGGCAGAUGCCGAUGAGAAGAUUGCAUCCCUUUGUCUUUUGGAAAACUUCAAAACUCAGCUAAUUCAAGCUGUGAAGAAAGCCCAUAAGGAGUGUCCGUUGCCAGGAAUGGCUAAUGGCGUGCUAGUGCUGGAGCGUCCUCUUCUCAUCGAGACAUACCUGGGAUUGAUGUCCUUCAUCAACAACGAGGCCAAACUUGGCUACUCCAUGACAAGAGGCAAAAUUGGAUUUUAAAAUUCACAGAAUCAUUGCAUUUAAUCUUUUCAAGGG
Messenger RNA from Antrostomus carolinensis (chuck-will's-widow), 606 nucleotides. It is a transcript of the gene TPRG1L, whose product is annotated as tumor protein p63 regulated 1 like. The record is from RefSeq and is a predicted model, not a curated record. Lineage: Eukaryota; Metazoa; Chordata; Aves; Caprimulgiformes; Caprimulgidae. The transcript has 3 exons. Gene Ontology annotation, cellular component: synaptic vesicle; cytoplasm. The annotation marks the transcript as partial.